Molecule: messenger RNA, 1877 nt
Organism: Mirounga angustirostris (Northern elephant seal)
Lineage: Eukaryota; Metazoa; Chordata; Mammalia; Carnivora; Phocidae
Gene: AGXT2
Product: alanine--glyoxylate aminotransferase 2
Exons: 14
Coding region: 1-1545 (514 amino acids)
Biological process (GO): glyoxylate catabolic process
Cellular component (GO): mitochondrion
Molecular function (GO): pyridoxal phosphate binding; L-alanine:glyoxylate transaminase activity
Source: RefSeq, a predicted model, not a curated record
AUGACUCCAGCCUGGAGACACUUGCUGAGAGCUUGGCACCUGCAGACCUCCUCUCCCAGGAUCACCAAGAUGUGCCCUUCCUUGAGCCCAGGUGCUUUCUGGACAUCUGUUGCAAAUCUUGGUCUUCAUACAAAACCCAGAAUGCCUCCAUGUGACUUCACACCUGAAAAAUACCAGUCCCUCACCUAUGAACGUGUCCUGGAGAUCCACAAUCACCAUCUUAUUCCCACGCGGAUUGCGUAUUUUCGGAAGCCUUUGUUGCUUCACCAGGGUCACAUGGAGUGGCUGUUUGAUUAUGAGGGCAACAGAUACCUGGAUUUCUUUUCUGGGAUUGUCACGGUCAGCGUCGGUCACUGCCACCCGAAGGUAAAUGCGGCGGCACAGAAGCAGCUUGGACGCCUGUGGCACACAAGUGCCCUCUUCUUCCACUCUCCAAUCCAUGAGUUCGCAGAGAAGCUUUCGGCACUUCUUCCCGAGCCUCUAAAGGUCAUUUUCUUGGUGAAUAGUGGCUCAGAAGCGAAUGACCUAGCCAUGCUGAUGGCCAGAGCACAUUCAAAUAGCACAGACAUUAUUUCAUUAAGAGGAGCCUACCAUGGGUGCAGUCCUUACACACUUGGCCUGACAAACGUAGGGUCCUACAAGAUGGAGCUCCCCAGCGGGUUGGGCUGCCAAUCGACAAUGUGCCCAGAUGUUUUCCGUGGCCCUUGGGGAGGAAGCCACUGCCGAGAUUCUCCGGUGCAAACAAUGAGGAAAUGCAGCUGUGCACCAGACUGCUGCCAAGCAAAGGACCAGUAUAUUGAACAGUUCAAAGAUACUCUGAACACUUCUGUGGCCAAAUCAAUUGCUGGAUUCUUUGCAGAGCCAAUUCAAGGGGUGAACGGAGUCGUUCAGUACCCAAAGGGGUUUCUCCGGGAAGCCUUCGAGCUGGUGAGAGAGCGGGGAGGCGUGUGCAUCGUGGAUGAGGUGCAGACAGGAUUUGGAAGGCUGGGCUCUCACUUCUGGGGCUUCCAAACCCAUGGCAUCCUGCCAGACAUUGUCACCAUGGCUAAAGGGAUUGGGAAUGGCUUUCCCAUGGCAGCAGUGGUGACAACUCCAGAGAUUGCCAAGUCUCUGGCUAAACGCAUUUUUCACUUCAACACCUUUGGAGGGAACCCCAUGGUCUGUGCCAUUGGGUCAGCGGUGCUCGAGGUGAUUAAAGAAGAAAAGCUACAGGAAAACAGUCAAGAAGUUGGCACCUACAUGCUACAGAAGUUUGCUGAGCUGCGGGAUGAGUUUGAGAUUGUCGGAGAUGUCCGAGGCAAAGGCCUCAUGAUAGGAAUAGAAAUGGUGAAGGAUAAGGUGAGCAGCCAGCCCCUUCCCCAGGAAGAAGUCAAUGAAAUCCAUGAGGACUGCAAACGCAUGGGGCUUCUAAUUGGCAAAGGCGGUAUUUUUGCUCAGACAUUCCGCAUCACGCCCUCAAUGUGCAUCACUAAACCAGAUGUUCAUUUUGCAGUGGAAGUAUUUCGGUCUGCCUUAAUCCAACACAUGGAGAGAAGAGCUAAAUAAAUUUUUAAAAAAUAAAAAAACAACAAGCUUCAAGAACUUCCCCACUUAUGUUCAAGGGUUAACUUGAGGAAUUCAGUUAGAUAAUUGGUAUAAGUUGUAUAGGACAUGGUUGACUGCCUAUCAGCCAAAUGUGUUACCAGAGUCCCCAUUAUCUUGAGAACUCCAUCCUUCAGGAAAGGAUCUUUAACCCUAGCUCGGAGAAUAAAUCCUAAUUAUUCUAGGUUAGUUACCGUCAUUUAGCUCCCCCUGUCAGGAUUGGUUUAUGCAUGACAUGUGACCUAUUUGGGGACGACGAAUCCUGAAGGAAAAUAUUUUGAUGGAGGUGCCUUCAG